Molecule: messenger RNA, 924 nt
Organism: Phaeoacremonium minimum UCRPA7
Lineage: Eukaryota; Fungi; Ascomycota; Sordariomycetes; Togniniales; Togniniaceae
Product: putative nucleoside-diphosphate-sugar epimerase family protein
Exons: 1
Coding region: 1-924 (307 amino acids)
Source: RefSeq, a predicted model, not a curated record
AUGUCUGCCUCUCGUUCAGUCAUCCUCGUUACGGGCGCCACGGGCAAACAAGGCGGUGCGGUGAUCGAAAACCUGCUGGCGGCUCCAGAUGCCGGCGGCUUCCACAUCAUCGGGGUGACGCGCGAUGCCUCGAGCGCUCGCGCACGACAGCUUGCCUCGCUGCCCCACGUCACCGUCGUGGACGGCGAUCUAGCGCAGCCGGACGCAAUCUUCGCCAAGGUGGCCGGCCCUGUAUGGGGCGUGUACAGCGUGCAGGUCAACUCGGACGACGAGGAGCAGCAGGGCAAGGCCAUGGUGGACGCGGCGGUGGCCCACGGCGUGCGCCACUUCGUCUACUCGUCGGGCGACCGCGGCGGGCCGGACAAGUCGCCCUUCAACCCGACCAGCGUCAAGAACUUCGCCAGCAAGCACCGCAUCGAGAAGCACCUCGAGGCGCAGGCCCUCGCGGCGGCGCCGCAGCCCAUGACGUGGACGAUCCUGCGGCCCGUGACCUUCUUCGAGAACCUGACGGCCGACGUGCACGGCAGGGGCUUCGCGCGCAUGUGGGAGCAGAUGGGCGAUGGAGAGGGCGGGAAGAAGGCCCUGCAGUUCGUGUCGACGCGCGACAUCGGCUGGUUCGCGGCGGCCAGCUUCUUGGACCCCGAGGCUUAUCGCAACGCGGCGCUGACGCUGGCCGGGGACGAGCUGACGCAGCCACAGGCGGACGCGCUCUUCCGAAAGGCCGUAGGUGCGCCCAUGCCGCUGGCCCCGUGCCCCAUUGCGUCGGCCGUCAAGUUCUUUCUCAAGGGCACCGUGGGCGACAUGUUCCGCUGGUUUGAGCACGAGGGAUACGGAGGCGAUGUUGCGCUCUGCCGCAAAAUGUAUCCUCAGAUGAGCGACUUCGGGAUGUGGAUCGAGCAGAACAAGGGUCAGUGGGCCAAGUGA